Molecule: messenger RNA, 1662 nt
Organism: Colletotrichum spaethianum
Lineage: Eukaryota; Fungi; Ascomycota; Sordariomycetes; Glomerellales; Glomerellaceae
Product: AMSH-like protease sst2
Exons: 3
Coding region: 1-1662 (553 amino acids)
Biological process (GO): protein K63-linked deubiquitination
Cellular component (GO): endosome; membrane
Molecular function (GO): protein binding; metal-dependent deubiquitinase activity; K63-linked deubiquitinase activity
Source: RefSeq, a predicted model, not a curated record
AUGAAUGGACCUCCAAGUCCGCGGCCUGCGCGGCCCAUGAGUAUCAAGGAGAUCACCAACGCAGCGGAGGACUUCGAGUUUAGGACGACGAUCCCUUUCAAGUAUUGGGCGCGCUCCGCCGAUACCUUGUUUCAAGAGGCCACGUUUGCGCUCCAAGAUCGCGACAUUCGAAAGGCGUACCAGAUGCUAUGGCGACACUCGAUUCUCGUACUACAACACCUCAAAACACACCCCGACGCCAAACUUCCCGAGAAUAAGGCUCUCACGAAGCCACUCUUCAACCGCCAGCAGAAGGAGGUGUUUGGGCUGUUGGAAGAGCUGAAGCCGCAAAUUGACCGCGACUACAAUGAGUGGAAGUUGAUGAAUGUGACCAAGAGAAAGGAAGAUGACGAAGCCGUAAAGAGGCCCUCGAGCUAUGACGAGUUCGCCGCCCGCGACCCCACCUUAUCUGGCAAUGCAAAGAUCCUGGACGCCGCCGACAACCAGGAGCUAGCCGUGUCCCUGGCACAGCGGGACUUCAAACGACGAGAUGCUGCGAGAAGAGCAACGCGACAGGCCGGUGUCACCGAAGAAGAGGAGCAAGAGCGUCGGAAGGGUGGCCGCUGGGAGGAUUGGGAGCAUUUUGGCAGCCCAACAACAGCAGCGACGGAGGACGACGAGAUAAGGAAGCAGAUCGAAGCAACGCGACGACGACUCGACGGCACAGACGGAGGACGAGAUGACGGCAGUUUCAGACACUCGCAGGCGCCUAGCUACCAAAGUCCAGUACCGCCGCCGAGACCGCCGCCCAGCUACUCGUACAACUACCCGUCCAUUUCAAGACCGAGAGCGCUGGAAUGGGAGGCGACCCCGUUGGAACCGCAGCGCGCAUACACACCACAGCCACCCCAGCCUCCGAAGCCACCGAAAGAGGAGGUCACGACACUACGGCAGGAACUUGAUGCAGCGCCCCCGAUGCGACCUGGCAAGGAACCUUUGCCUUCUUACGAGUCAAUAUCAACCGGCACGGCGCAACAGGACGUCCCCGAGUUGCCGGCCAAGGAAGAGGUUGUCGCGCCUUCGGCAAAGGAGCGUCUUACUUUCCGUCCUGCAGCCUACCUUGAGAAUGGUGACCCCAUCCGACCUGUGUUCCUCCCGACGCAGCUCAGGGACAGGUUCCUCAGCAUCGCUUCGGACAACACCCGCAAGGGUCUGGAAAUGUGCGGCAUUCUCUGUGGCCGGCCCGUUAACAAUGCGCUGUUCAUUAGCUGCCUCCUUAUUCCAGAGCAGAAGAGCACCCCUGAUACUUGCGAGACCGAGAAUGAGUCUUCGAUGCUGGACUACUGCAUCAACGAGGAUCUUUUAAUGGUCGGAUGGAUUCACACGCACCCCACGCAGACUUGCUUCAUGAGUUCACGCGACCUUCACACCCAGGCCGGGUACCAGGUCAUGAUGCCGGAGAGUAUUGCCAUCGUUUGCUCUCCGCGGCACCAGCCCUCAUAUGGAAUCUUCCGCCUCACAAACCCUCCCGGACUUACUCACAUUCUGCAGUGCACAAAGUCGGAAACGUUCCACCAACACUCCAUCGACAAUCUCUACACGAAGGCGCAGAACCCUCCCGGUCACGUCUACCACUCCGACAAGCUCGACUUUUAUGUGAAGGAUCUGCGGCCAAACCGGUAG